GCAGUGUUAUAAAACAUUUUUCAUUCCCGUAACGAACAAACGACUAUAACAGUAAUUGCGGCAGUGAGGUUAAAAACUUUAAUGAAAAGGCUACAGUUUAUUAUUUAAAAAAAAUAACCUCAUCCCACUGUUUGAACCAUGGACGUGUUUUUGAUGAUUCGGAGGAAGAAGUUGACCAUAUUUACAGAUGCUAAAGACACAACCACCGUCCUUGAACUGAAAAAAAUCAUUGAAGGGAUUUUGAAGAUACCGCCGCAGGACCAACAGUUGUUUAAUAAAGAUAAUGCUAUAAUGGUGGAUGAUAGGAUGUUGCAGGAUUAUGGACUAACAUCGACCACAGCUAAGGCCCAGAGCCCAGCGACAGUGGGGCUUGCAGUAAGAGAAACUGCCGAUGCUUUUGAACACCUUGAAUUGACCCCAUAUUCGGCUCCCCCUGAUUUGCCAGAUGUUAUGAAAUCCCAGGAAGCUAAUGGCCAGGAACAGUCUUCCUGAAUUUGUUUCAUUCAUGUGAAUUUUUUUCUUACAAAAAAAACUCAGAUGAAUAAAAUCCAUGUUAAUGUAUUUACCGUUUGGUUAUAACUUAUUAACCUUUAUUUAGCUAUAGCCAAACAGUGGAUAUGUUAACAUAAAUUUUGUUCUCUGAUAAGUGAUUUAGCUUAAGAACUUUUUGGGUUUAUUACGUUUGCAAUAAACUCAAAAAGUUCUUAAGUUUCAUUAUUUAUUGCAUCAAUUACAAUAUUUGUGAAAUAAUAUUGUGAUAGUUUUUUAUAUUAGGAUAUGUAAUAACAGUGUUCAUAUGUUUUUAUUGUUCUUUUUUGUAACAUACAGCUUCUACAAUAUUUUGUAUCAUAGGUUAGACUGAAAUUAGUGUAUAUGUUUAGCCUCUUUUUUUUUUUUCUUUUUUUGAAGAAAUUUCAAAUCAAGAUUAAGUAAAAUGUUUCAUUUAUGAA
Zophobas morio is the source of this 950-nucleotide messenger RNA. Its product is annotated as elongin-B. Gene Ontology annotation, cellular component: VCB complex; elongin complex. Gene Ontology annotation, biological process: transcription elongation by RNA polymerase II. The coding region runs from base 139 to 492 and encodes 117 amino acids. NCBI's taxonomy places the organism in Eukaryota, Metazoa, Arthropoda, Insecta, Coleoptera, Tenebrionidae. Gene Ontology annotation, molecular function: protein binding. The record is from RefSeq and is a predicted model, not a curated record. The transcript has 4 exons.